AUGGACGCACCACAAACCAUCAAGCUCAAUGUUGGCGGUAUGUUGCUGGAGACGACGUUGACGACACUUACCUCGGUGAAGAACAGCGUUCUCGCCACCAUGUUCAGCUCUAGUUGGCACAAGGACGAUGGCCGGGUCCGCUUCAUCAAUACCGAUCCGACGAUCUUCGCCGUGAUCCUGCAGGGACUGCGACGUGGUGGCGUGGAUGACGCGUGCCGACCGACCAACGUGAGCCAGGAGUUGUGGGAGCGCGAGCUCGACUUUUGGGGCCUGCCGAAACCGAUUGUCAUCGCGCCCGAUCCGGAUCCGAGGGAGGAGGCGAUCGACAAGUUCAUGCAGUCCGUCGGCAAACCUGGCGGGUUGGCCGUGUUGGACGAGUACGGCAAAAUCCCGCUCUCCGCUCUGCCCGAUGUGAACCAUCCCAUUCUGGACGACGACGGCCGCGUACCCAUCGACCAACUCCCCGAGCCGAUCUCCAGGCUGGUCAGAUUCAUAGAUUCGGCAGACACCGCCGUCGUCGCCACGGGCACGCUCGAACGCCUCCUUGUACGGCGGAUCGGCAUCCGGAUCAGCGCGAUCGAGAUCGGCGACGAAUCCGAUGACGAGGUCAACCUGGCACUUGCCGAGUUCGAUGGGGAAGCGCCCAAUGCUGUCGAUCCAUCCGAUCAGCUCCGGUCGGCCGACGUAUGCCACGCACGCCCAUAG
This is a messenger RNA of Acanthamoeba castellanii str. Neff, 705 nucleotides long. Its product is annotated as K+ channel tetramerization subfamily protein. Lineage: Eukaryota; Discosea; Longamoebia; Acanthamoebidae. The record is from RefSeq and is a predicted model, not a curated record. Gene Ontology annotation, biological process: protein homooligomerization. The transcript has 2 exons. Bases 1 to 705 code for a protein of 234 amino acids.